AGAGAGAGAGAGAGAGAGAGAAUAGGCGGGCAAGCAGAAGGAGCUGCAACGGGAGAGAUGCUCUAGUCUCCAUGGCAGUGCUUGAAGCAGGCAGAGCAGGUUCUGUCUGCUGAAGACCCUCACACCCAUGGAGAGACCCAAAGGAGACACAGCCCACUGAGUCUGUUGGAAGAUGAGUCAAUAGGAAGGCAGGUGGGAAUGGAAAUCAGAGGAUCCCACCCAGCAUCCUAGCAAGGGUGCUUUUUCUCCACUCAAGGGAGAGAAAAAAAGAAGCCAUAGAGAGGCAGAGGGCUGUUUCCUUUGACCCUUAGCCUUGGAUUCCUCCUUCUCCUUUCUACUGCAGCAAAUGACAUCUUAGGGGAGCCAUGAAGGACAAGGCAGUGGGCAUCUCAGCCAAGCAGCAGAAACACAAACCCCUGGAACUAUUGCUCUGCUUCCUGGCUGGCACCCACAUCCUCAUGGCAGCAGUGCCCCUCACCACCUUUGCUGUGGUGCAGCUCCGACGCCAGGCCUCUUCUGACUACGACUGGAAUGAGAGCAUCUGCAAAGUUUUUGUUUCUACCUACUACACGCUGGCCCUAGCCACCUGCUUCACCGUGGCCUCACUCUCCUAUCACCGGAUGUGGAUGGUUCGCUGGCCCGUCAACUACCGGCUCAGCAACGCCAAGAAGCAGGCGUUGCACGCUGUCAUGGGCAUCUGGAUGGUCAGCUUCAUCCUAUCCACGCUGCCUUCCAUCGGCUGGCACAACAACGGCGAGCGGUAUUAUGCCCGGGGCUGCCAGUUCAUCGUCUCCAAGAUCGGGCUGGGUUUUGGCGUCUGCUUUAGCCUCUUGCUGCUUGGAGGCAUCGUCAUGGGGCUGGUGUGUGUAGCCAUCACCUUCUACCAGACACUGUGGGCCCGACCCCGUCGGGCAAGACGGGCCCGGAAAUUGGGGGGUAGAGAGGGAUCCAGAGGGGGCGGUACAGGGGGCCUAGGGACCCGGCCAGCCUUUGAGGUUCCAGCCAUUGUAGUGGAAGACGCCCGUGGAAAGCGUCGGUCUUCGCUGGAUGGCUCUGAGUCAGCCAAGACGUCCCUGCAGGUCACCAACUUGGUCAGCGCCAUCGUCUUUCUCUACGACUCACUCACUGGGGUGCCCAUCCUGGCAGUGAGCUUCUUCUCACUGAAGUCCGACUCUGCGCCCCCAUGGAUGGUGCUGGCUGUGCUAUGGUGCUCCAUGGUACAGACUCUGCUCCUGCCCUCCUUCAUCUGGUCCUGUGAGCGUUAUCGAGCUGAUGUGCGCACCGUGUGGGAGCAGUGUGUGGCUAUCAUGUCCGAGGAGGAUGGCGAGGAUGAUGGAAGCUGCAAUGACUAUACUGAUGGCCGGGUCUGCAAAAUUCGUUUUGAUGCUAAUGGAGCUGCUGGGCCAGGGAGCCAAGAUCCCACCCAAGUGAAGAUGCUGAGUGGGAGACACAUGCUAUUUCCUCCUCAUGAAAGAGUCCACUAUUUGCAGGUUCCACUGUCCAGACGACUCUCCCAUGAUGAAACCAACAUCUUCUCUACUCCUCGCUCACCUGGCUCCUUCCUGCAUAAAUGGUCAUCUUCAGAUGACAUCCGGAUAAUCCCAUCCUCAAACAGGGAAUUGGGGACACUCCGGGGCAUGGAAGAUGAUGAAGAGGAGUCUGAAGCUUUGACCAAUUUACAUCAAUUCUUGGAAAGCAGAAUGCUAGGAGGAGGUGGAGGGCCUCCAAGGGGCCCUGGCUUCUUCCGAGAUGAGAUCACCACCUUCAUUGAUGAGACACCCCUGCCUUCUCCAGCUGCUUCCCCAGGUCCUUCUCCCCGUCGGCCCCGGGCCCCAGGUCUCUUUCCCCGUCGUCUUUCCCUAGGGUCCCCUGAUACUGGAGUGACUGGAGUGUCUACGGGGCUAUAUACAGGGAGGCGGUGCUCCCUCACUGGAAUUGAGGGGGACCCACAGGCUUGGGGGGGAACUUGGGGCCCUAACACACCUAUAUUUGCCCCACUGAGCCUGUGAGCCCUUGAUGAAUCCAACAGACUUAAGAGGAAGGGAGCCUGGGAUAGAUAACUCCCUUGACCUGAUUCAGUCUACAACUAGCCACAAACUUGAACCCAGGACAGCUGUCUGCAGCAGACUUAGAAGGAAAUGGGGAAAUUGGAUUUGGGGCAUCAUAGCUCUGACUACUAUGUCUAUAAGACUGGAUCCUGCUCCUUACUUCCCAUCAUCCCCAGCCCAACAUAUUAAAAAAAUCUGAAGUGUUACUGUGGAAA
Antechinus flavipes (yellow-footed antechinus) is the source of this 2263-nucleotide messenger RNA. RefSeq names its product G protein-coupled receptor 162 (gene GPR162). Gene Ontology annotation, molecular function: G protein-coupled receptor activity. The transcript has 6 exons. The coding region runs from base 366 to 2009 and encodes 547 amino acids. The record is from RefSeq and is a predicted model, not a curated record. Gene Ontology annotation, biological process: G protein-coupled receptor signaling pathway. NCBI's taxonomy places the organism in Eukaryota, Metazoa, Chordata, Mammalia, Dasyuromorphia, Dasyuridae. Gene Ontology annotation, cellular component: membrane.